Ostreococcus tauri is the source of this 486-nucleotide messenger RNA. RefSeq names its product Complex 1 LYR protein. Lineage: Eukaryota; Viridiplantae; Chlorophyta; Mamiellophyceae; Mamiellales; Bathycoccaceae. The coding region runs from base 1 to 486 and encodes 161 amino acids. The transcript is spliced from 2 exons. The record is from RefSeq and is a predicted model, not a curated record. Gene Ontology annotation, biological process: mitochondrial respiratory chain complex III assembly.
AUGCUCGCCCUCGCGCGAAGCGCCCGCGCGAUUCGUCCCCCAUCCAGCCGUGCCAUCGCUUCUACUUCAUCUACGCGCCUGAACGAAGACGACAAGGACGGCGGGAAAACGAUCGAAAUCAUCGAGGCUAAUCUGGAUCGCAAAAAAGGCGAGUUUCAAAAGAAGGACGAGACGCAUGUUCGUGCGGCGCUGCUUACGACGCGAAAAGAGGCGCUGAGUCUGUACCGCGCGGUGAUUCGAGCGAGCGUGUUCUUCGUCUGGCGAGACGAGCGUGGACGUCAGUGGCGGGACGUGAUUCGAGAGAGCGCUCGGAAGGAGUUCGAAGCGGGCAGACGAGAGCGGGAUCCGGAAAUGGUGAACAGGAUGCUCCUCAUGGGACGAGACGCGGUGGACAAGGCGGUGAAUAGAUUUUUAGAGAAGCGAGAGGCGAUUCAGCGAGAGGAGGACGCGUGCAGCAGCCAGGGCGGUGAACCGUCGCCUUCGUGA